GGCCGGGGCGGUGUGAGCGAGGGCUCCGUGUGAGCGUGAGCGCGGGGGGGCAUCUCCUGCGAGGAGAAAACGCAAGGUCAAGAGGCAGUCCUCCUCCUCCUCCUCCAUGGAAGAGGACGGGAGCAAUGAGCCCUGAGGAGGAAGGAAGGGGAGAAGGGGCGGAUGGCUGAGAGCUCCUAGUGCCGGGCUGCGCCUCGGGAGCGCCGAGGCGCGGAGGAGAGCCGCCCGGCGCGGCAGCGGCGCUGCCCUGGGGGAGCGCGGGCGGCGCUGCCAUCGCUGCCAUCGCUGCCGGCGGCCGCGGCGCGGCGAGGAUGGAGCUGGGCAGCGCCGUGCGGAGAGCGGGAGCUGCCCCUGCGCCCCUGGGCGUCUGGAGACCUUUCCCCUCUCCGUGCUGCUGCUGCUUCUCCGCGCUCCUGGACGUGAACAGCUGGCUGCUUUUCUACGGCUUCUUGUACCUGGCCCUCUACGCCCAGGUGUCCCAGUCAAAGUCCUGCGACAAAAUCUCCUGCUUCUCGGGUCAUUGUGUCAACUCCACUUGUGUCUGCGACCAAGGCUGGGUGGGAGACCAGUGCCAACACUGCCAGGGCAGGUUCAAGUUAACAGAACCUUCUGGAUAUUUAACAGAUGGACCAAUAAAUUAUAAAUAUAAAACUAAAUGUACAUGGUUAAUUGAAGGAUAUCCUAAUGCUAUCCUAAGAUUAAGAUUUAAUCACUUUGCUACAGAAUGUAGUUGGGACCAUAUGUAUGUAUAUGAUGGAGAUUCAAUAUAUGCACCUUUAAUAGCUGUAUUUAGUGGUCUAAUAGUCCCUGAAGUGCGUGGAAAUGAAACUGUUCCUGAAGUAGUUACUACUUCUGGCUAUGCAUUGUUACAUUUUUUUAGCGAUGCUGCUUAUAACUUAACUGGAUUUAACAUUUUUUACUCAAUUAAUUCUUGUCCUAAUAACUGCUCAGAACAUGGGAAAUGUACAACCAGUGUGUCUGUUCCAAGCCGGGUGUACUGUGAAUGUGACAAAUAUUGGAAGGGAGAAGCCUGUGAUAUUCCGUACUGCAAAGCCAACUGUGGUAGUCCAGAUCAUGGAUACUGUGAUUUGACAGGCGAGAAGCUGUGUGUUUGCAAUGAUAGCUGGCAAGGUCCAGAUUGUUCUUUGAAUGUCCCUUCCACGGAGUCUUACUGGAUUCUACCAAACGUAAAGCCAUUUAGCCCUUCUGUGGGCCGGGCUUCCCAUAAGGCAGUUCUUCAUGGAAAAUUUAUGUGGGUGAUUGGUGGAUACACUUUUAACUACAGUUCAUUCCAAAUGGUAUUAAACUACAAUUUGGAAAGCAGUAUAUGGAAUGUAGUACCUGUAUCCAAAGGGCCACUCCAGAGAUAUGGACACACUCUUGCUUUAUAUCAGGAAGACAUCUACAUGUAUGGAGGUAAAAUUGAAACACAUAAUGGGAAUGUUACUGAUGAGUUGUGGAUUUUCAACAUACACAGUCAAACAUGGAAUACUAAAACUCCUGCAGUACUUGUACAUGGCCAACAAUAUGCUGUGGAGGGUCAUUCAGCACAUAUAGUAGAGCUGGAUAGCAGAGAUGUUGUUAUGAUCAUCAUUUUUGGAUACUCUGCCAUAUAUGGUUAUACAAGCAUUGUGCAAGAAUACUACAUCAGGUCUAAUUCUUGGCUUGUGCCAGAAACAAAAGGAGCAAUUGUGCAAGGUGGAUAUGGUCAUACUAGUGUCUAUGAUGAACUGACAAAAUCUGUUUAUGUCCAUGGUGGAUACAAAGCAUUACCUGGCAAUAAAUAUGGAUUGGUGGAUGAUCUUUACAGAUACGAAGUUAAUACAAGGACAUGGACUAUUUUGAAAGAGAGUGGUUUUGCAAGGUAUCUUCAUUCAGCUGUCUUAAUCAAUGGAGCUAUGCUCAUUUUUGGUGGGAACACUCAUAAUGAUACUUCGCUGAGUAACGGUGCAAAGUGUUUUUCUGCUGACUUUCUUGCAUAUGAUAUAGCUUGUGAUGAAUGGAAGAUUUUACCAAAACCUAAUCUGCAUCGAGAUGUCAACAGAUUUGGUCACACUGCUGUUGUCAGUAAUGGGUCCAUGUAUAUAUUUGGGGGGUUUUCAAGUGUUCUGUUGAAUGACAUCCUUGUAUACAAGCCUCCAAACUGUGAAGCAUUCAGAGAUGAAGAACUAUGUAAAAAUGCUCGUCCAGGGAUAAGAUGUCUGUGGAACAAGAAACACUGUGAAUCGUGGGAAUCUGGACAUGCUAAUAACAUCCUUAGAGCAAAAUGUCCUAAAAAGGCAGCUGCUGCAGAUGACAGAUGUUACAGAUAUGCAGACUGUGCAAGCUGUACUGCUAAUACUAAUGGAUGCCAGUGGUGUGAUGACAAGAAGUGCAUUUCAGCAAAUAGUAACUGUAGCAUGUCAGUUAAAAACUACACCAAAUGUCAUGUGAGAAAUGAACAGAUCUGCAAUAAAUUGACCAGCUGUAAAAGCUGCUCACUACACCUGAACUGCCAGUGGGAUCAGCGGCAGCAAGAAUGCCAGGCAUUACCUGCUCAUCUCUGUGGGGAAGGAUGGAGUCAUAUUGGAGAUGCCUGCCUCCGCAUAAAUUCUAGUCGUGAAAGCUAUGACAAUGCCAAACUAUAUUGCUACAAUUUAAGUGGGAAUCUUGCUUCAUUAACAACCUCAAAAGAAGUGGAAUUUGUUCUGGAUGAAAUACAGAAGUAUACACUUCAGAAAAUUUCACCUUGGGUUGGUUUACGCAAAAUCAACAUCUCGUACUGGGGAUGGGAUGACAUGUCUCCUUUUACAAAUACAACUCUGCAGUGGCUUCCUGGAGAGCCAAAUGACUCUGGCUUCUGUGCGUAUCUGGAAAGAGCAGAGGUGGCUGGUCUGAAAGCGAAUCCAUGUACUGCAAUGGCAGAUGGUCUUGUCUGUGAAAAACCUGUUGUUAGUCCCAAUCAGAAUGCUAGACCCUGCAAAAAGCCAUGCUCCUUGCGAACAACGUGUUCUAACUGCACAAGUAAUGGUAUGGAGUGUAUGUGGUGCAGCAGUACAAAACGAUGUGUUGACUCAAACGCCUAUAUAAUCUCCUUUCCAUAUGGACAGUGUCUGGAAUGGCAAACAGCCACAUGCUCCCCUCAAAACUGCUCUGGACUGAGGACCUGUGGACAAUGUUUGGAACAGCCUGGAUGUGGAUGGUGUAACGAUCCCAGUAAUACUGGGAAAGGACAAUGUUUGGAAGGAUCAUCAAGAGGACCAAUGAAGCCUGUUGGCAUGCACUCCAGUGAAAUGGUGCUUGAUGCUAGUCUUUGCCCAAAAGAGAAAAACUAUGAGUGGUCUUUUAUCCAGUGUCCAGCUUGCCAGUGCAAUGGCCACAGCACCUGCAUCAACAGUAAUGUUUGUGAUCAGUGUAAAAACUUAACCACAGGAAAACAAUGUGAAACAUGCAUGCCAGGAUACUAUGGGGAUCCCACAAAUGGAGGGCAGUGUACAGCUUGCACAUGCAGCGGUCAUGCAAAUAUUUGUCACAUGCAAACGGGAAAAUGUUUCUGUACGACUAAAGGAAUCAAAGGAGACCAAUGUCAACUCUGUGAUUCUGAAAAUAGAUAUCUUGGAAAUCCACUUAGGGGAACCUGUUAUUACAGCCUUUUGAUUGAUUACCAGUUUACCUUCAGCUUAUUACAAGAGGAUGAUCGCCAUCACACUGCUAUAAACUUUAUAGCCAAUCCAGAACAGUCAAAUAAAAAUUUGGAUAUAUCAAUUAAUGCAUCAAACAACUUUAAUCUCAAUAUUACAUGGUCUAUUGGUUCUACAGCUGGAACAAUAUCUGGAGAAGAGAUUCCUGUUGUUUCUAAGACUAAUAUUAAGGAAUACAGAGAUAGCUUUUCCUGUGAAAAAUUUAACUUUCGAAGCAACCCGAACAUCACUUUCUAUGUCUAUGUCAGCAAUUUUUCCUGGCCAAUUAAAAUACAGAUUGCCUUCUCACAGCACAAUACUAUCAUGGAUCUUGUGCAGUUCUUUGUCACCUUCUUCAGGUAUUUGUGGAGUCCCGUGCAAUUCCAGGGAGGAUAGUUGGCACAGAAAACCUACAUUCCAUCAAUCCCACCUCAUGGAUGAGAUAACUGUCGCUUAUAACCAAUCAUGAAUUAAGAUUGUAUCCUGGCCAGCUGCAAAAGAGCGGUAUCACUUGCUCAGAACUGUCUGUGCUAAUUGCAGAAGACCAAAAUAAUCUCUGUGUUUUAGAGAAGGGACUCUUUUUAAGCUUCAUAAUUUUUCCACAUAUAUUCUUCCUCUGUCAUUGUUUUAUCAAAGUUAUGAAAUGUAAGCACACUCUUCUCCAUUUAUGAAAAAAAUCACUUAAGAAUUGUUAUGCAUGUCUGAGCAUAUCUCCUGUAGUGGACAGUCUAAUGAUGCAGUUAUAUGAGAUCUUUAAUGCUAGGCUGUGUGAGAUCUUUGUAAGGCUGUUUUCUUUAAAAUAAGUUACAGUUCCAGGUACUUUUCUUUAUAAGAUGAGAGAAUAACAUCUCUGCUGAGGAGUUCCUUUAUAAUCUUUUUGCCAUAGUCAAUAAGUAGUAUAAGAUGAAAAUAAAUUUUCAACUUCAUAUACAUCUACUCUGUGGAAGAUGUGGAAUUCUAUAUUGUCAGCUUUAUAUAUACCUGAACUGUCAGCCUUUCCUCACUUUAGAAUAACUUUAUGUAUUCUAGUGUUCUCUAUACCAGCAGAGCUGCUCGUAGCAAUUAUUUUGCUGUGUGAACUGCAGAAAGGGAAUGCACAUUUUCUAUUGCCAUAUUUAAAAAGUAUAUUGAAGAACAGUGCUUUCUGCUGAUUCCCCAUAUUUGUGUAUAUUUUUUACAGCCAGGAGCUAAGGUGUAAUGUUUGUAAACCUUUCUUUUAAAACCAUGUUCAGUAGUUUUAUGAAUUACGUCUCUGCAAAUGCUGUUCCGCAGAUCUAACAAUGAGCUUCCUUACCUUGCAUCCUUACCAAACAAGGAUCGACCUGAGAGAACCAGAGUAGCAGAAGGUCAUAUGUAUGUCUUUUCCACUGUUGUUCUGUUCUUAUGGAGUUAGUAGUUGCAGACAUUUGAGAAGUGAGUUUUAGGAACAAUUUAUAUGACUUUCAUGGCUUUAUAUGACUUUCAUGUUUUUUCUAUGAUUUUCAUGGGGAAUUAACAUACGUCUAAGCUUUAUUUAUGGAAAAUACCUGUUUUCAGGCUUACUUCCAAAAAUAACAUUAUAAGCACUUGUACGUCUGGAUAAGAAUUGUUCAUGUAAUGAACUUCAAAUGAACUUGAAGGUUGUUGCUUAAUUUUUAUGAAUUCCACUUGAGAGACAAAUAGAUAAAUAAAUGCAAGUUUGCAUUUGAAAGAAUUUUCAUGAUACUUGCAGUUUUAAAUUCAAUUUUAGAUCUUUUGCAGUUGAAAGGGCAUGAGCCCUUUGUAGGGCUUUAGGAUUAGGGAAUUCACAGAUGAAUUAAGUCUUCAGGCUACUUUUUUCAUGGGGAAAUAGGUAGAAAGUGGGAGCUUAGGAGUUACUGCUUUACUAAAACAAUAGGGGCAGGAAGAAUCUGGAUUACAGUAGGAGAUGGAGCUAGGCUGAAGCAGGAGAAAACAGUAAAAUCUGUGUCAGUGAAGAAGGAAAGAUUGACCAACUAUUCCAGAUCAGUUCCAGAAAAUGGUAUGUGGGAUGCAGUAGGUGCAUGGCACCACAGCUACUGCUAGUUUUUUUCAUGAGUAAUUCUCACUAUUAUCAAAAAUAAGAGAAGGGAGUUCUUUAACCACUUAAAUGGUUAUGGUGCCUUAAUAGGUGGUAUGUUUCACUGGCUGUAACAGCAAGAGCUUAUUUUAAACCAGGAAACAAAUACAGUUGUCUGAAAUGUCUUAGCUUCUCAGAAUCAGCAAAGAUUUAUUUCUGUGACCCCCAACACUGCACAGCUAUUGACUGGAAGUUGUAUGUCCUACUUCAUUGCUAGCCAGGACUGCUUUCCCUCUCAGCCUCACACACUUCUAAUUUGAAACCAUAACACUUCAUUUCCAGAAUAAUUUAGGAUUGCUAAUCAUUGAAAUAUUCCUAUUUAUAAGAAUAUUUGCAAAACCUGUGUGCAGAGCAAUUCAAUUAAUCAUUAAAAACAUCCAACAUUUUAUAUGUAUUUCAUAUGUAUCAGAUUCUUAAUAUUCUGUUUACAGUGCUUUGUGCUUCAGAUAAUGCUGCUGAAAUCUUUGGAGCUGCCUUUCAUGUGUAUUAGUUAACACAAGUAAGGAUGGCUGAAUCAAUCACAUCAUAAUCAUGAGCACAAUAUUCUUGUCAAGAACAGUGGGACAAGUCAAUUGCAGUGACAAUAAUUGCUUUUCAGAGUCAUGGUUUCAGAAAAAAAAAAUUGUUAAUUACUUUUAUUUCAGUAUUGUGCUUGCUUUAUAAAAUACCAAUUAAAAUAUGCUCUAUUUGCCAGUAGAGGAUAACAAAUAAUAUAAUAAUGUGUCAUUAGAAAAACAGUUCUUAGAAAAACAGUAUAUGUGGUCUGUUAGGAGUCUUGUGCAAUGUUAAUUUAAAAACAUUAACUUACAUAUGAGACUCAUUUUCUUCAUUUGCAUGUAUCCACAUUAAAACCCCCUUUUUUCAA
Molecule: messenger RNA, 6601 nt
Organism: Rhea pennata
Lineage: Eukaryota; Metazoa; Chordata; Aves; Rheiformes; Rheidae
Gene: ATRNL1
Product: attractin like 1
Exons: 27
Coding region: 312-4055 (1247 amino acids)
Cellular component (GO): Golgi apparatus
Molecular function (GO): protein binding
Source: RefSeq, a predicted model, not a curated record